Molecule: messenger RNA, 676 nt
Organism: Tilletiaria anomala UBC 951
Lineage: Eukaryota; Fungi; Basidiomycota; Exobasidiomycetes; Georgefischeriales; Tilletiariaceae
Exons: 2
Coding region: 1-393 (130 amino acids)
Source: RefSeq, a predicted model, not a curated record
AUGCCGGCAAGCGAGAAAGAACCACCGACAACGCAGGGGCCUUUGCAAGGCACCGCAUCCUCUGGCUCUCUAUGGCCACCUGCGCAUCUCAAGGCUAGCGAGUCCGAACUGAGCAUAGAGCCACGUACAGACAGCGACGGACGAUACCGCAUAGGCUUCAUCGAGCCACCGCCAGAGGCACCGCAGAAAGACGAUGCUCAGCAGCUGGACGUCGGUGGCGGCAGUUUAAAGUUCGACAAUCUGGGACCCAUGGUGGUCAACUCGGAUGGUACCCUCUCGCGCAUUGGCAACUGGUCCAGCAUGACCGACGCAGAAAAGGAGCGCACGUUGCGCGUGCUCGGCAAGCGUAAUCGGCUGCGGGUGGCAGACUUAAAGCAGCACGAAUCUACCUGAGCCAGAGAUCAGGCGUAUCGCAGGUUCUGUAAACGUUCCAUGUUCUCACUCGCAUGGUCCUACAAUACAUGGUUGGUGGGUGAUUGGAAAACAGCGGCGGCAUACAGCAGGGAGCAGUCAGCAGUCGAGCUUGCAGAGAAAAGGCAAAGGGCGCAAAAUAGCAAAAAGAGCAUUGAAAAAGAAGCGAUCCAGCACGCAUGCCAAGGUGGCGCUGCGCUUCCGAAACUGAAAUUUAAUACGAGCACCUUGUGGAAAAUGUCAGAAACUGGAGAGCUGGCUCACG